AUGUUGUUUUUGCUAUUCUUAUUAGCUGCCCCCAUCUACGCCGGUCUCAUCUUUCCAACCAAACCAUCAAAAGAUCCCUUUUACAAUGCCCCAGAAGGUUUUGAAAAAGCUGCUGUUGGUGAUAUUUUACAAUCCAGAGUGACCCCCAAAUCCAUCACUGGUGGGUUUAUUCCCCUCAAGAUUCAAAAUUCAUGGCAACUUUUAGUUAGAUCUGAAGAUUCAUUCGGUAACCCAAAUGUCAUCGUCACCACUGUUAUGGAACCAUUCAAUGCUGACCCUUCCAAGGUUGCUUCUUAUCAAGUUUUUGAAGACGCUGCUAAAGCUGACUGUGCCCCCUCUUAUGCUCUUCAAUUUGGUUCCGACUGGAGUACUUUGGCUACACAAGCAGAGAUGUAUUUGAUGGCACCAUUGUUAGACCAAGGAUAUUAUGUUGUGUCUCCAGAUUAUGAAGGUCCCAAGCUGACAUUCACUAUUGGUAAACAAUCUGGUCAAGCUGUUUUAAACUCUAUUCGUGCAACUUUAAAAUCUGGUAAAAUCACCAAUGUUAAAGAAGAUGCUAAAGUUGUUAUGUGGGGAUACUCUGGUGGAUCAUUAGCCUCUGGUUGGGCAGCUGCUUUACAACCAGACUAUGCACCCGAAUUGAGCGGGAACUUGUUGGGUGCUGCAUUAGGUGGAUUUGUUACCAACAUCACCGCUACAGCAGAAGCAACCGAUGACGGUAUUUUUGCAGGAAUUGUGGCUAAUGCUUUAGGUGGUGUUGCAAAUGAAUAUUCUGAAUUCAAAGAAAUCUUGCAAAACGACACCGACAAACAGUCCGUGUUCGAUCAAUUUGACAGUCAUUGUUUGGCCGAUGGUGUGAUCAACUAUAUUGGUACUUCGUUUUUAUCUGGUGAUCACAAGAUCUUCAAAUCAGGUUGGGAUAUUUUAAAAAACCCAACAAUUUCCAAAGUCGUCGAAGAUAAUGGGUUGGUAUAUCAAAAACAAUUAGUUCCAAAAAUCCCCAUCUUGAUUUAUCACGGUUCAAUUGAUCAAAUUGUCCCUAUUGUCAAUACUAAGAAAACUUAUCAAAAUUGGUGUGAUGCUGGUAUUGCUUCAUUGGAAUUUUCAGAAGAUGCUACCAAUGGACAUCUUACUGAAGCUAUCAUUGGUGCUCCUGCUGCUUUGACUUGGAUUAUUGAUAGAUUUGCUGGUAAGCAAACUGUUUCUGGUUGUCAACAUGUUCAAAGAUUAAGCAACCUUGAGUACCCAAAUAUCCCUUCUUCAAUGGUUGACUAUUUCAAAGCAGCAUUGGAUGUCGUUCUCCAUCUUGGUCUUGGCCCAGAUAUCCAAAAGGAUCAAGUCAGCGCUGAAGGAAUUAAAAAACUUGGAACAAUUGCUAUUUAA
Molecule: messenger RNA, 1383 nt
Organism: Candida dubliniensis CD36
Lineage: Eukaryota; Fungi; Ascomycota; Pichiomycetes; Serinales; Debaryomycetaceae
Product: lipase family protein
Exons: 1
Coding region: 1-1383 (460 amino acids)
Biological process (GO): lipid catabolic process
Molecular function (GO): triacylglycerol lipase activity
Source: RefSeq, a predicted model, not a curated record